CACACACACACACACACACACACACACUGAUGGUAAGGUCAGGUGACAGAGGUCUUAACUCUGAGAUCACUGUAAGCCCUGACUCGGACAUGUGUAAGAAAACUCCUGGUUUAUUUAUUGAUUUGUUUGUACUUUAUUAAAGCUGUAAAUGACGAGUGUUAUCAAGGGUCCAAGUUAGCUUCUAGUCGCUUCGAGCUACAGCGCUAACGCUAACACUGAGAUUCCACACUGCACACGUGGACUCCAGAUCUUCUGUGAAAAGGAAAUCGCCGCUACUGCACUCUCGGUCUCUCUUCUGUAUAUAUGUGUGUGUGUGUGUGUGUGUGUGUGUGUGUGUGUGUGUGUGUGUUACACAACACCGAGUGUGUAGUGCUCUACAUGUACUGUAAACACAUGCCCUUGUGCGCUGGACAUUCUGGUAUCUAGCAAAACCCAAAAAAUUGAAAAACAUGUGUUUCUUUUUUUACGGAGCGAUAACAAGCGACGAGUGAGAUUAUUAACAGUCGUGACCUGCCCACAAGACUCAAACUCACCAGGAACCUGUCGCUUGCUAGCGUGAACUCUGCCUCAGACACGAGCGAGUCAAAGCGCUGAGGUGAUUUUUUACAUUCUGCUGAAUUCUGUUGAACUUAAAGCUGCAGUACUGAACUUUUGCCUCUCUAUCGCCAUCUCUGUUUGAAACGGGAAACGCGAUACCUAGCUGAAUCAAGCGAACACGUGCGCUAAUGUUAGCUGGUUACAUACUGAGCCACUGAAAUGUCUUAAAUGUUCAGCAAAUAAAAGCCAUGUCUGUGUCAGUCUUCAGUCCCUUCAGAUCUCGGAGCUUUCACCACGUCUCAAAAGCCAUGCUGAUAUUUAUUCUGGUUUCAGCACGGGCUCUGUUGCGUUCCCUUUCUCACUGCAUCCCCUCCAGUUCGAGGUUCCUUGGUUUUGACAGCAGCUGAUUCCCCAGAUGUGACUGAUGAUUGUGUUUAGAACGAUCCAGAUUAAAGCAGCCGUCUAGACGACCGGUUUCAAUUCUAAGCAACUGUUGUAAGGAAAAGCUACAAACACUCCACCUUCCUCAGCCCCCACACACGUGAUAUAGUAGCUGGCUCGUCUUCUUUCUGUUUACGCGCGUGACGAAACCACGCGAAGGCGAAUGACGUCACGAAUGAAGUUUUGAACACUGAUUUUUUUAUGGACGUGUUCAACAAUUGAUUUGAUUUAUGUUCGUUUUUAACCAAGAAAAGUUCCUUACUGCAGCUUUAAACCACAUGUUUAAUUGUAUAUGUCAUGUUUACCGGACGAAUGUGUUUUUAUUUAUUGAUGUCAUCGUGCAAUACAGGUGUGUUUAACUGCUGUGUGUGUUUUAUUGCUUUAGUGUUUUAUUUCUCUUCGGAUUGCAGUCCUGGUUUGUUAUUACUAAUGUUAUUACUAAUGUUAUUACAUACAAUCAAACUGUAAUAACCUAAUAGUAAUAUUGUGGGCCUUCACACUCACAUACAGAGCAACCGUGUGUGUGUGUGUGUGUGUGUGUGUGUAUAUGUGUGUGUGUGUCACUGCAUUCUGACUGUAUACAGUGUGUAUAAGUUUAAAACACAAGCCAUAAAAUGUUAUUAUUUGUCCUGAUCACUGAGACUGAAUUAGUGAAUAAAAAAAAGAGCUGUGAUUUAAAUUCGAGACUGCCCGUGUGUGUGUGUGUGUGUGUGUGUGUGUAUGUGUGUGUGUCCUGUACAGUAAGUGCUUGUGCCAUGCAACAGUAUGUACAGUAUGUGGUUCCAACAUGUGAUCUCUCCAGCUGCAUGCAGAAAUAAACUAAAGAGUCUCUUUUACAGCAAAGUGAAUAGCACUUGUUUCUGGGAGUGAUGGAGAGACGGCAUUAAUCAGUUUUCCUCUUCACUUUUGGAGGAAAAGGGGAUUGCCCCAUAACACAGAAUGCAUUUACAGCUUCAGCCGGUAGGGGGCGGAGCGAAACGUCACAGGUAGUGACGUCAGUUUACCAGAAAGCGGAAGAGUUUCUGCCGACCACAAAAAGCAGGAAGAAGAAGAAGAAGCUUCUCUCUCAGACUCGACUCCAUUUUGUCUCUGUUGGAAAAGCAGAAAAACCUCAACACCAGGCAGAAACGGUGAUAUUAAUGUCACACAACAUCGACUGCUGAAUAAAAGAGUGUCAGUAAUUCCAGCAGAAGAGAUCAGCAUCUUCAGGACUCAGCUGUGUGUCCAUGAGCUGUCUGUGUUUACACUAAUAUUCAAACAUGGAGACCCCUGACCUGGACACAGAGAAUGUGACCCCGCCCAAUAAUAACCAUAAACUACAGAGAAAGAGAUCAGACUCCCCAGAUCCCAGCUGUGUCUCCAUGAAGAGUGAUGAGUCUAUGGAGCUUCCUCGAAACUUUAGAAAUAGAGACUCCUCAUCUGUACACAGUAAACUACAGAGAAAGAGAUCACACCCCCCAGAACCCAGCUGUGUCUCCAUGAAGAGUGAUGAGUCUAUGGAGCUUCCUCGGAACUUUAGAAAUAAAGACUCCUCGUCUGUACACAGUAAACUACAGAGAAAGAGAUCAGACUCCCCAGAACCCAGCUGUGUCUCCAUGAAGAGUGAAGAAUCUAUGGAGCUUCCUCGAAACUUUAGAAAUAAAGACUCCUCGUCUGUACACAGUAAACUACAGAGAGAGAAAUCAGACUCCCCAGAACCCAGCUGUGUCUCCAUGAAGAGUGAUGAGUCUAUGGAGCUUCCUCGGAACUUUAGAAAUAAAGACUCCUCGUCUGUACACAGUGUUCUACAGAAGUCAGGAGACAGAAGAGAAAAGAACAUCAUCACAGCUACAGGACACGACCCAGAACCUGCUGCUGUAAAUGAAUUCCAGAAAAAGUUCAAAUUAAAUCUGGUGAAGAAGUUUCAGUGUUUAAAUGGAGUGAUGAUAAACCCGGAAAACCGAACACUCCUGAAUGAGAUCUACACAGAGCUCUACAUCACAGAGGGAGACAGUGGAGACGUCAAUAAAGAACAUGAGGUGAGACAGAUCGAGGCAGCAUCCAGGAGAACAACAACAGAGGAAACACCAAUCAAAUGCAGUGACAUCUUUAAGCCCUUAUCUGAUCAAGACGAACCCAUCAGAACUGUGCUGACAAAGACCUUAUCUAAAAAAGACAAACCCAUCAGAACUGUGCUGACAAAGGGAGUCGCUGGCAUCGGAAAAACAGUUUCUGUGCAGAAGUUCAUUCUGGACUGGGCUGAAGGGAAAGUAAAUCAGGACGUCCAGCUCAUGUUUCCACUUCCUUUCAGAGAGCUGAAUUUGAUGAAGGACCAGAAACUGAGUCUGAUGGAUCUCCUUCAUGUCUGUUUUAAGGAGACAAAAGAAACAGAAAUGUCCAGUUUGGAAAAGGUUCUGUUCAUUUUUGACGGAUUGGACGAGUAUCGUUUUCCUCUGGAUUUCCAGAACACAGAGAGAGUGUGUGAUGUAACUGAAUCAGCAUCAGUGCAUGUGCUGCUGAUAAACCUGAUCAAAGGGAAUCUGCUUCCCUCUGCUCUCAUCUGGAUCACCUCCCGACCCGCAGCAGCUGAUCAAAUCCCCUCUGAGUGUGUCCAUCGAGUCACAGAGGUACGAGGGUUCAGUGACCCACAGAAGGAGGAGUACUUCAGGAAGAGGAUCAGUGAUCAGAGCCUGGCCAAUAACAUCAUCACACACCUGAAGUCAUUAAGAAGCCUCUACAUCAUGUGCCACAUCCCAGUCUUCUGCUGGAUUUCAGCCACUGUUCUAGAGAGAUUGUUGGAUGAAGCAGAGAGCGGAGAGAUGCCCAAGACUCUGACUCAAAUGUACACGCGCUUCCUCAUCAUUCAGACAAACAUCAUAAGAGAAAAGUACUCAAAGAAGCAGGAGAGUGAUGAAGAAAUGCUUCUCAAACUGGGAAAACUGGCUUUUCAGCAGCUGAUGAAAGGCAACCUGAUCUUCUAUGAGGAAGACCUGAGAGAGUGUGGCAUUGAUGUGAGAGAAGCAGCAGUGUACUCAGGUGUGUGUACUCAGAUCUUCAGAGAAGAGUUUGGGCUUCACCAGAGUAAAGUGUACUGCUUUGUUCAUCUGAGCAUUCAGGAGCAUCUCGCAGCUCUGUAUGUGCACCUGACAUGCAUGAAGGAAAAGAGAAAUGUUCUUGAACAGAGUCGGGACUUUAAGACAAUUUCAGAUGUCCACAAGAGUGCUGUAGAUCAGGCCUUAAAGAGUGAGACUGGACAUCUGGAUCUUUUCCUCCGCUUUCUUCUGGGUCUCUCACUGGAGUCCAAUCAGAAACUCUUACGUGCCUUAGUAACACAUACAGGAAGUAGCUCCCAGACAGGAAAGAGGAACACAGUACAGUACAUCAAGGAGAUGAUCAGUGAAGAUACCCCUACAGAGAAAGCCAUCAAUCUGUUCCACUGUCUGAAUGAACUGGGGGACAAUUCUCUAGUGGAGGAAAUCCAACGCUACCUGAAAUCUGGAAAACAAAGUGAACUCUCUUCUUCACAGUGGUCUGCUCUGGUGUUUGUCUUACUGACAUCAGCAGAGGAGCUGGAGGAAUUUGACCAGAGUAAAUAUAUCUCUACAGAUAAAAUAAGAGAGGAGAUUCUUGUGAAGGUGAUGCCUGUGAUUGCAGCAUCCAGAAAAGCAAUUAUCAGGUGUGAUACAAUUCAAAACAGUGGUGGGAGAGCUCUGGCCUCAGUGCUCAGAUCAGAAACCUCCAAUCUGAGAGAACUGCAUCUGACUGUGGAUACACUGGAUCUGACUGGGAGUGAUCUAGGAGCCUCAGGAGUGAAGCGUGUCUCUGCUCUACUGGAGAAUCCUCAGUGUAAAGUAAAAAAUCUGAGGCUGAGUAGGUGUGAUAUCUCAGAUGAAGGCUAUGCUGCUCUGGCUUCAGCUCUGAGAUCAAACCCCUCACACCUGAGAGAACUGAUUCUGUCUGAUAAUAAACUAGGAGACUCAGGAGUGAAGAGUCUCUCUGCUGUACUGGAGAAUCCUCUCUGUAAACUGGAGAUACUGGGGUUGUGGAGGUGUGGUGUCUCAGAUGAAGGCUGUGCUGCUCUGACUUCAGCUCUGAGAUCAAACCCCUCACACCUGAGAGACCUGGAUCUGUCUGAGAAUAAACUAGGAGACUCAGGAGUGAAGAGUCUCUCUGCUGUACUGGAGAAUCCUCUCUGUAAACUGGAGAAACUGUGGUUGUAUAAUUGUGGUAUCUCAGAUGAAGGCUGUGCUGCUCUGACUUCAGCUCUGAGAUCAAACCCCUCACACCUGAGAGAUUUGACUCUGUGUAGAAAUAAUCUAGGAGUCUCAGGAGUGAAGAGUGUCUCUGCUGUACUGGAGAAUCCUCUCUGUAAACUGGAGAUACUGAGGUUGCGUUAUUGUGAUAUCUCAGGUGAAGGCUGUGCUGCUCUGGCUUCAGCUCUGAGAUCAAAACCCUCACACCUGAGAGAACUGUAUCUGGCUGGGAAUAAACUAGGAGACUCAGGAGUGAAGAGUCUCUCUGCUGUACUGGAGAAUCCUCUCUGUAAACUGGAGAAACUGGAUAAACUACAGAGAAAGAGACCAGACUCACCAGAACCCAGCUGUGUCUCCAUGAAGAGUGAUGAGUCUAUGGAUCCUCCUGGGAACUUUAAACAUGAAGACAACUCAUCUGUACACAGUAAACUACAGAGAAAGAGAUCAGACUCCCCAGAACCCAGCUGUAUCUCCAUGAAGAGUGAUGAAUCUAUGGAUCCUCCUGGGAACUUUAGAAAUAAAGACUCCUCGUCUGUACACAGUAAACUACAGAGAGAGAAAUCAGACUCCCCAGAACCCAGCUGUGUCUCCAUGAAGAGUGAUGAGUCUAUGGAUCCUCCUGGGAACUUUAGAAAUAAAGACUCAUCAUCUGUACACAGUGUUCUACAGAAGUCAGGAGACAGAAGAGAAAAGAACAUCACAGCUACAGGACACGACCCAGAACCUGCUGCUGUAAAUGAAUUCCAGGAAAAGUUCAAAUUAAAUCUGGUGAAGAAGUUUCAGUGUUUAAAUGGAGUGAUGAUAAACCCGGAAAACCGAAGACUCCUGAAUGAGAUCUACACAGAGCUCUACAUCACCGAGGGAGACAGUGGAGACGUCAAUAAAGAACAUGAGGUGAGACAGAUCGAGGCAGUAUCCAGGAGAACAACAACAGAGGAAACACCGAUCAAAUGCAGUGACAUCUUUAAGCCCUUAUCUGAUCACGACAAACCCAUCAGAACUGUGCUGACAAAGGGAGUCGCUGGCAUCGGAAAAACAGUUUCUGUGCAGAAGUUCAUUCUGGACUGGGCUGAAGGGAAAGUAAAUCAGGACGUCCAGCUCAUGUUUCCACUUCCUUUCAGAGAGCUGAAUUUGAUGAAGGACCAGAAACUGAGUCUGAUGGAUCUCCUUCAUGUCUGUUUUAAGGAGACAAAAGAAACAGAAAUGUCCAGUUUGGAAAAGGUUCUGUUCAUUUUUGAUGGAUUGGACGAGUGUCGUUUUCCUCUGGAUUUCCAGAACACAGAGAGAGUGUGUGAUGUAACUGAAUCAGCAUCAGUGCAUGUGCUGCUGAUAAACCUGAUCAAAGGGAAUCUGCUUCCCUCUGCUCUCAUCUGGAUCACCUCCCGACCCGCAGCAGCUGAUCAAAUCCCCUCUGAGUGUGUCCAUCGAGUCACAGAGGUACGAGGGUUCAGUGACCCACAGAAGGAGGAGUACUUCAGGAAGAGGAUCAGUGAUCAGAGCCUGGCCAAUAACAUCAUCACACACCUGAAGUCAUUAAGAAGCCUCUACAUCAUGUGCCACAUCCCAGUCUUCUGCUGGAUUUCAGCCACUGUUCUAGAGAGAUUGUUGGAUGAAGCAGAGAGCGGAGAGAUGCCCAAGACUCUGACUCAAAUGUACACGCGCUUCCUCAUCAUUCAGACAAACAUCAUAAGAGAAAAGUACUCAAAGAAGCAGGAGAGUGAUGAAGAAAUGCUUCUCAAACUGGGAAAACUGGCUUUUCAGCAGCUGAUGAAAGGCAACCUGAUCUUCUAUGAGGAAGACCUGAGAGAGUGUGGCAUUGAUGUGAGAGAAGCAGCAGUGUACUCAGGUGUGUGUACUCAGAUCUUCAGAGAAGAGUUUGGGCUUCACCAGAGUAAAGUGUACUGCUUUGUUCAUCUGAGCAUUCAGGAGCAUCUCGCAGCUCUGUAUGUGCACCUGACAUGCAUGAAGGAAAAGAGAAAUGUUCUUGAACAGAGUCGGGACUUUAAGACAAUUUCAGAUGUCCACAAGAGUGCUGUAGAUCAGGCCUUAAAGAGUGAGACUGGACAUCUGGAUCUUUUCCUCCGCUUUCUUCUGGGUCUCUCACUGGAGUCCAAUCAGAAACUCUUACGUGCCUUAGUAACACAUACAGGAAGUAGCUCCCAGACAGGAAAGAGGAACACAGUACAGUACAUCAAGGAGAUGAUCAGUGAAGAUACCCCUACAGAGAAAGCCAUCAAUCUGUUCCACUGUCUGAAUGAACUGGGGGACAAUUCUCUAGUGGAGGAAAUCCAACGCUACCUGAAAUCUGGAAAACAAAGUGAACUCUCUUCUUCACAGUGGUCUGCUCUGGUGUUUGUCUUACUGACAUCAGCAGAGGAGCUGGAGGAAUUUGACCAGAGUAAAUAUAUCUCUACAGAUAAAAUAAGAGAGGAGAUUCUUGUGAAGGUGAUGCCUGUGAUUGCAGCAUCCAGAAAAGCAAUUAUCAGGUGUGAUACAAUUCAAAACAGUGGUUGGUCAGCUCUGGCCUCAGUGCUCAGCUCAGAAACCUCCAAUCUGAGAGAACUGCAUCUGACUGUGGAUACACUGGAUCUGACUGAGAGUGAUCUAGGAGCCUCAGGAGUGAAGCGUGUCUCUGCUCUACUGGAGAAUCCUCAGUGUAAAGUAAAAAAUCUGAAGCUGAGUAGGUGUGAUAUCUCAGAUGAAGGCUAUGCUGCUCUGGCUUCAGCUCUGAAAUCAAACCCCUCACACCUGAGAGAACUGAUUCUGUCUGAUAAUAAACUAGGAGACUCAGGAGUGAAGAGUCUCUCUGCUGUACUGGAGAAUCCUCUCUGUAAACUGGAGAUACUGGGGUUGUGGAGGUGUGGUGUCUCAGAUGAAGGCUGUGCUGCUCUGACUUCAGCUCUGAGAUCAAACCCCUCACACCUGAGAGACCUGGAUCUGUCUGAGAAUAAACUAGGAGACUCAGGAGUGAAGAGUCUCUCUGCUGUACUGGAGAAUCCUCUCUGUAAACUGGAGAAACUGUGGUUGUAUAAUUGUGGUAUCUCAGAUGAAGGCUGUGCUGCUCUGACUUCAGCUCUGAGAUCAAACCCCUCACACCUGAGAGAUUUGACUCUGUGUAGAAAUAAUCUAGGAGUCUCAGGAGUGAAGAGUGUCUCUGCUGUACUGGAGAAUCCUCUCUGUAAACUGGAGAUACUGAGGUUGCGUUAUUGUGAUAUCUCAGGUGAAGGCUGUGCUGCUCUGGCUUCAGCUCUGAGAUUAAAACCCUCACACCUGAGAGAACUGUAUCUGGCUGGGAAUAAACUAGGAGACUCAGGAGUGAAGAGUCUCUCUGCUGUACUGGAGAAUCCUCUCUGUAAACUGGAGAAACUGGAGUUGUGGAGGUGUGGUGUCUCAGAUGAAGGCUGUGCUGCUCUGACUUCAGCUCUGAGAUCAAACCCCUCACACCUGAGAGAACUGACUCUGACUGAGAAUUAUCUAGGAGACUCAGGAGUGAAGAGUCUCUCUGCUGUACUGGAGAAUCCUCUCUGUAAACUGGAGAAACUGUGGUUGCGUAAGUGUGAUAUCUCAGAUGAAGGCUGUGCUGCUCUGACUUCAGCUCUGAGAUCAAACCCCUCACACCUGAGAGAACUGUAUCUGUCUGAUAAUAAACUAGGAGACUCAGGAGUGAAGAGUCUCUCUGCUGUACUGGAGAAUCCUCACUGUAAACUGGAGAUACUGAGGUUGUGGAGGUGUGGUGUCUCAGAUGAAGGCUGUGCUGCUCUGGCUUCAGCUCUGAGAUCAAACCCCUCACACCUGAAAGAACUGACUCUGUCUAUAAAUAAACUAGGAGACUCAGGAGUGAAGAGUCUCUCUGCUGUACUGGAGAAUCCUCUCUGUAAACUGGAGAUACUGGGUAAACUACAGAGAAAGAGACCAGACUCACCAGAACCCAGCUGUGUCUCCAUGAAGAGUGAUGAGUCUAUGGAUCCUCCUGGGAACUUUAAACAUGAAGACACCUCAUCUGUACACAGUAAACUACAGAGAAAGAGAUCAGACUCCCCAGAACCCAGCUGUAUCUCCAUGAAGAGUGAUGAAUCUAUGGAUCCUCCUGGGAACUUUAGAAAUAAAGACUCCUCGUCUGUACACAGUAAACUACAGAGAGAGAAAUCAGACUCCCCAGAACCCAGCUGUGUCUCCAUGAAGAGUGAUGAGUCUAUGGAUCCUCCUGGGAACUUUAGAAAUAAAGACUCAUCAUCUGUACACAGUGUUCUACAGAAGUCAGGAGACAGAAGAGAAAAGAUCAUCAUCACAGCUACAGGACACGACCCAGAACCUGCUGCUGUAAAUGACUUCCAGAAAAUGUUCAAAUUAAAUCUGGUGAAGAAGUUUCAGUGUUUAAAUGGAGUGAUGAUAAACCUGGAAAACCGAACACUCCUGAAUGAGAUCUACACAGAGCUCUACAUCACAGAGGGAGACAGUGGAGACGUCAAUAAAGAACAUGAGGUGAGACAGAUCGAGGCAGUAUCCAGGAGAACAACAACAGAGGAAACACCAAUCAAAUGCAAUGACAUCUUUAAGCCCUUAUCUGAUCAAGACGAACCCAUCAGAACUGUGCUGAAAAAGACCUUAUCUAAAAAAGACAAACCCAUCAGAACUGUGCUGACAAAGGGAGUCGCUGGCAUCGGAAAAACAGUUUCUGUGCAGAAGUUCAUUCUGGACUGGGCUGAAGGGAAAGUAAAUCAGGACGUCCAGCUCAUAUUUCCACUUCCUUUCAGAGAGCUGAAUUUGAUGAAGGACCAGAAACUGAGUCUGAUGGAUCUCCUUCAUGUCUGUUUUAAGGAGACAAAAGAAACAGAAAUGUCCAGUUUGGAAAAGGUUCUGUUCAUUUUUGACGGAUUGGACGAGUGUCGUUUUCCUCUGGAUUUCCAGAACACAGAGAGAGUGUGUGAUGUAACUGAAUCAGCAUCAGUGCAUGUGCUGCUGAUAAACCUGAUCAAAGGGAAUCUGCUUCCCUCUGCUCUCAUCUGGAUCACCUCCCGACCAGCAGCAGCUGAUCAAAUCCCCUCUGAGUGUGUCCAUCGAGUCACAGAGGUACGAGGGUUCAAUGACCCACAGAAGGAGGAGUACUUCAGGAAGAGGAUCAGUGAUCAGAGCCUGGCCAAUAACAUCAUCACACACCUGAAGUCAUUAAGAAGCCUCUACAUCAUGUGCCACAUCCCAGUCUUCUGCUGGAUUUCAGCCACUGUUCUAGAGAGAAUGUUGGAUGAAGCAGAAAGUGGAGAGAUGCCCAAGACUCUGACUCAAAUGUACACACACUUCCUCAUCAUUCAGACAAACAUCAUAAGAGAAAAGUACUCAAAGAAGCAGGAGAGUGAUGAAGAAAUGCUUCUCAAACUGGGAAAACUGGCUUUUCAGCAGCUGAUGAAAGGCAACCUGAUCUUCUAUGAGGAAGACCUGAGAGAGUGUGGCAUUGAUGUGAGAGAAGCAGCAGUGUACUCAGGUGUGUGUACGCAGAUCUUCAGAGAAGAGUUUGGGCUUCACCAGAGUAAAGUGUACAGCUUUGUUCAUCUGAGCAUUCAGGAGCAUCUCGCAGCUCUGUAUGUGCACCUGACAUGCAUGAAGGAAAAGAGAAAUGUUCUUGAACAGAGUCGGGACUUUAAGACAAUUUCAGAUGUCCACAAGAGUGCUGUAGAUCAGGCCUUAAAGAGUGAGACUGGACAUCUGGAUCUUUUCCUCCGCUUUCUUCUGGGUCUCUCACUGGAGUCCAAUCAGAAACUCUUCCGUGCCUUAGUAACACAUACAGGAAGUAGCUCCCAGACAGGAAAGAGGAACACAGUACAGUACAUCAAGGAGAUGAUCAGUGAAGAUACCCCUACAGAGAAAGCCAUCAAUCUGUUCCACUGUCUGAAUGAACUGGGGGACAAUUCUCUAGUGGAGGAAAUCCAACGCUACCUGAAAUCUGGAAAACAAAGUGAACUCUCUUCUUCACAGUGGUCUGCUCUGGUGUUUGUCUUACUGACAUCAGCAGAGGAGCUGGAGGAAUUUGACCAGAGUAAAUAUAUCUCUACAGAUAAAAUAAGAGAGGAGAUUCUUGUGAAGAUGAUGCCUGUGAUUGCAGCAUCCAGAAAAGCAAUUAUCAGGUGUGAUACAAUUCAAGAACGUGGUGGGAGAGCUCUGGACUCAGUGCUCAGCUCAGAAACCUCCAAUCUGAGAGAACUGCAUCUGACUGUGGAUACACUGGAUCUGACUGAGAGUGAUCUAGGAGCCUCAGGAGUGAAGUGUCUCUCUGCUCUACUGGAGAAUCCUCAGUGUAAAGUAAAAAACCUGAAGCUGAGUAGGUGUGAUAUCUCAGAUGAAGGCUAUGCUGCUCUGGCUUCAGCUCUGAGAUCAAACCCCUCACACCUGAGAGAACUGAUUCUGUCUGAUAAUAAACUAGGAGACUCAGGAGUGAAGAGUCUCUCUGCUGUACUGGAGAAUCCUCUCUGUAAACUGGAGAUACUGGGGUUGUGGAGGUGUGGUGUCUCAGAUGAAGGCUGUGCUGCUCUGACUUCAGCUCUGAGAUCAAACCCCUCACACCUGAGAGACCUGGAUCUGUCUGAGAAUAAACUAGGAGACUCAGGAGUGAAGAGUCUCUCUGCUGUACUGGAGAAUCCUCUCUGUAAACUGGAGAAACUGUGGUUGUAUAAUUGUGGUAUCUCAGAUGAAGGCUGUGCUGCUCUGACUUCAGCUCUGAGAUCAAACCCCUCACACCUGAGAGAUUUGACUCUGUGUAGAAAUAAUCUAGGAGUCUCAGGAGUGAAGAGUGUCUCUGCUGUACUGGAGAAUCCUCUCUGUAAACUGGAGAUACUGAGGUUGGAGUAUUGUGGUGUCUCAGAUGAAGGCUGUGCUGCUCUGACUUCAGCUCUGAGAUCAAACCCCUCACACCUGAGAGAACUGGAUCUCUCUGGGAAUAAACUAGGAGACUCAGGAGUGAAGAGUCUCUCUGCUGUACUGGAGAAUCCUCACUGUAAACUGGAGAAACUGAGGUUGUGUAAUUGUGGUGUCUCAGAUGAAGUCUGUGCUGCUAUGACUUCAGCUCUGAGAUCAAACCCCUCACACCUGAGAGAACUGAAUCUGUCUGAGAAUAAUCUAGGAGACUCAGGAGUGAAGAGUCUCUCUGCUGUACUGGAGAAUCCUCUCUGUAAACUGGAGAUACUGUGGUUGCGUGAUUGUGGUGUCUCAGAUGAAGGCUGUGCUGCUCUGACUUCAGCUCUGAGAUCAAACCCCUCAUACCUGAGAGACCUGGAUCUGUCUGAGAAUAAACUAGGAGACUCAGGAGUGAAGAGUCUCUCUGCUGUACUGGAGAAUCCUCACUGUAAACUGGAGAAACUGAGGUUGUUUAAGUGUGGUGUCUCAGAUGAAGGCUGUGCUGCUCUGACUUCAGCUCUGAGAUCAAACCCCUCACACCUGAGAGAACUGGAUCUGUCUGAGAAUAAUCUAGGAGACUCAGGAGUGAAGAGUCUCUCUGCUGUACUGGAGAAUCCUCACUGUAAACUGGAGAUACUGGGGUUGUGUAAUUGUGGUGUCUCAGAUGAAGGCUGUGCUGCUCUGACUUCAGCUCUGAGAUCAAACCCCUCACACCUGAGAGAACUGGAUCUGUCUGAGAAUAAUCUAGGAGACUCAGGAGUGAAGAGUCUCUCUGCUGUACUGGAGAACCCUCACUGUAUACUGGAGAUACUGGGUUUGUGUAAUUGUGAUAUCUCGGGUGAAGGCUGUGCUGCUCUGGCUUCAGCUCUGAGAUCAAACCCGUCACACCUGAGAGAACUGGAGCUUUAUGGGAAUGACAUAGGAUACUCAGGAAAGAAGUGUCUCUCUGCUCUGAAGAAUGAUGAACAUUACAAUCUACAGUCACUGGGAAUAUUAAUGGACGACACAUCUCUACACUGAGUAGAACGACCUGUGAUCCCUGGACAAAAUUUCCUCAAUCUUAAUGAAAACCUGAGGGAUUAUUUGGAACAGCAGGUGAAAAACCACACGAACUCCAGCUGAAGGCAGUCAGUGGAAGACGGAGCUGAAAUGGACAGGAACAGUUUCAUGACAUUGGUGGGAUUCUCACCUGACAGGAUUAGCAUCUGAGGAGUUUAUGUGAAGAAGCCCCUAGGAGACUCACCACAAGUCACAUUUCUCACUCUGUCCUUUAGUUGGUGUUUAAUAUAGUGUAGAUCUUUUGGUUCCAGGAUCAGAUCUAAUCUGUUCUUUAUUUUCUCUGAUAUCUGAUCCCCAUUUCUUUGCUAGUAUCAGCUGAUCAUACCCGGUAUGGGAUCAGUGCCAUCUCUAUUACUUAAGUAUACACUAAUUGCAAUACUUGCAUAAUUGUGUCAGUUAAAUACAGUACAUUUUGAAGUGAAAAUAUAAGUACAAUAUAAUUAUAUAAUAUGAUAUUUGUGCUGUAUAAAAUUAGUUCAUGUAUUUAUCAUGAAUUUUUGUCUAACAAACUAUGCAAGAGCUUAUUUAAAUGUUAUUUCAGGUGUAAUGCUUAAGAGAUUGAGAGAGAGCGAAACACACAUGCGCACACACACAAAGAUCUGGAGAAAUGCAAGUGUUUUUGCAAAAAUCUAUAACAAAAGAAUUUUUUAAUUAAAUGUCAAAACAUUUCAAUCAUUUGGUUUUAUAUACAGUACAGUGAGAUAAUGUGAGGGCUUUCUGUGAAAGAACAACUGCAGUGUGUAUGUAUGUGUGUCUUUAUGCCUCGACUGUUCCCUCCUUCACUAUGGCCAUCGCCAGAUUACGUGCCAGAGCCAAUCGCAGCAGCUCCAGCUUUGUGGAUUCAACAUCAUCAUCCUGAAACACACACACCCCAUUUCAUAUCCUGUAUACCACAGAGAUUAUUCAGAUCUGGAUUCUGAUUGGUCAGAAGGUGUUGAUUAGUUUUCUAUAACAGCAGCUCUGACAGUAGUGCAGCUGUGAAUCCCAGGUUUAUAUUAAUGCUCUGGUUCUGAUACGUUAUCGUUUCUAUAGUAAUAUGGAAGUAGAUUUGUGCCAGAUAUGCUGAACAUAACUUUUUAAGAAACGGACAAAAAUAUACAAUGAUAAAGAAGAAAAAACUCAAAUUGAAAACAGUGAACAAAGAUUUAACAUGUUCUUCAAAUAAACAGCGUUCUUUAACUG
This is a messenger RNA of Ictalurus furcatus (blue catfish), 14336 nucleotides long. RefSeq lists its product as uncharacterized. The transcript is spliced from 44 exons. The record is from RefSeq and is a predicted model, not a curated record. Lineage: Eukaryota; Metazoa; Chordata; Actinopteri; Siluriformes; Ictaluridae. Bases 2238 to 13115 code for a protein of 3625 amino acids. Gene Ontology annotation, molecular function: protein binding.